AUGUCUGCUGCAAGUGUUGCCCGCCGGCCGCGGACAACCACGGGCCAGAAUAUCGGCACAAGUCCCGUCAAGGAGACCGUCAAAUUCGUGUGUCUACUGGAACCGAAAGGCAUCCUCGAACCCCAAAAUUGGCGCGGCGCUUAUCAUGCCCUUCAGGGAGACUUGAACAAGAUUGAGGUCGAGUUUACCAAGAAGAAGCUGGAUGGAGAGCACCGGUCUGGACUGGUCACAUGGACAAUCGGGAGAAACUCAAGCUGUCUCCGGCAGACAUCGCCGUCCUCACGCCUUACCGCGCAAACUUUCGAUCCAUCAGGAAGCAGUUAA
Messenger RNA from Fusarium oxysporum Fo47, 324 nucleotides. RefSeq lists its product as uncharacterized. Bases 1 to 324 code for a protein of 107 amino acids. NCBI's taxonomy places the organism in Eukaryota, Fungi, Ascomycota, Sordariomycetes, Hypocreales, Nectriaceae. The record is from RefSeq and is a predicted model, not a curated record. The transcript is spliced from 2 exons.